Messenger RNA from Rotaria sp. Silwood1, 1116 nucleotides. The record is from the annotation of a GenBank genome assembly. NCBI's taxonomy places the organism in Eukaryota, Metazoa, Rotifera, Eurotatoria, Philodinida, Philodinidae.
AUGUUAAUGCUUUUAACUGAACCAUUUAUUGAUAAUAGUAGAUGGAUUUUUUCUCAAUCAGUUCGUAUAAAUUUUAUGCAUAGAAUAUUUACAAAUCGAAUAUGGUUUUUUUCUUUUUUACAAAAAUCAUCAAAUAUAAGUGCAGAAUAUAAAGCACUUGAAGAAAUUAUACGAUUACAUUAUCCUCCAUUUUAUUUACCUGAAAAAUCAAAUAAAAUACAAUUAAAUCAAUUUCGUUUAAUAGCUAAAAAAAUAUUUAAAACUUUAUAUCCACAACGUAAUAUACAAACAUGUAAAAUACAACCAAUUACAUUUGAAUAUAAUGAACGAACAGUACUUUCAUAUUCAAUACGUGAUGGUAAUAUGUAUGAUUGGAGAAAUCAUGAUCAAAAAUUUCUUCUUUAUAUACAUGGUGGUGGUUUUGUUUAUGGAGAUAUUGAACUUUAUUCAGGUUAUGAAUGUUAUCUAUCUCGUAAAUAUCAUAUGCCUGUUAUACAUAUUGAAUAUAAACUUUCUCCAGAAUAUCCUGUAUUUCAUAUUCUUGAUGAUAUUAUUACUGUCUACAUGUCAUUAUUAAAAUUUGAUCCUAAUAUUCAUCAACGUAUGAUUGGUAUGGGUGAUUCUUCAGGUGGUUUACUUUGGCUUCGUCUUAUUCAGAUAAUGGUUGAACAAAAACAAUCUGUUCCACUUGCACUUAUUUUAUUAUCACCAUGGAUUGAUAUAAGUUUUAUGGAUAUUGAACAUGAUGAUGAAACAGAACAAAAUCGUGUUUUAUUUUCACUUCAAUUAUUAUUUAAUUUACGAGAACAAAUAUUUAUGAUUGAUCAAGAUCUAACUGGAUUUGAUUAUUAUGAAGAAUAUAAUCAACAAUUAAAUAAUAUAAAUCCAAAAGAAUAUUCAUUUAAAGGUUUUCCUCCACUUUAUGUAAGUGUAGGUACGAAUGAAUUAUUUUUAUGGGAUGCAACAAUAUUAAAAAAGAAAAUUCUUGAAAAUAAUGGUCAAAUAAUAUUAGAAGAAGGUUAUGGUUUAAUGCAUACAUAUCCAAUGUUUCAUUUAUGGUCACCAGAAGCAGAAUGUACACAAAAUAAUAUACGAAUAUUUAUUGAACAAUUUUAA